Ictalurus furcatus (blue catfish) is the source of this 9876-nucleotide messenger RNA. It is a transcript of the gene tacc2, whose product is annotated as transforming, acidic coiled-coil containing protein 2. Gene Ontology annotation, cellular component: cytoplasm. Gene Ontology annotation, biological process: cell population proliferation; mitotic spindle organization; cerebral cortex development. Lineage: Eukaryota; Metazoa; Chordata; Actinopteri; Siluriformes; Ictaluridae. Bases 64 to 9003 code for a protein of 2979 amino acids. The transcript has 20 exons. The record is from RefSeq and is a predicted model, not a curated record.
ACAGGAAAAGACACAUGCCAUAAGACUGAAGACAAGCAUUUAUCAUCUACAUCUCAGCUGGACAUGAGGAGCAUCACUGGAAGUUUUAACAAAGUGGAUGGGGGAACUGGGGGCUCUCAAGAUGACAUGCCAUGCCAGGUGACUGGGUUUGCUUCUCUGCCACCACUAACGGUCCAUGAGAAUCUGUGGCACCCAGUAAGUGAGACAAGCUUUAGCUUUCAGGGGUUAUUUAGCAACAGAAAACCAGACCCACCCCAAAAUGCAGCUUAUCCCAUAUGUGAAAGCACCGGUGAGGUUGAGGUGACAGUGGAAAUCAUGACUGUGACUGAAAACCCUGAAAAGCAUAUUGAUGGCAAAAAAGAAAAUGAUUCAAAAGAUAAAAUUACUAAUAACAUUACAAUGAGUGUUGAGGAGUCACUGAAGAUUAUGAGUACUAAUGAUAUGGAGACCUCUGAGAACAAUGCAGUGAACAAAAAUCCUGAUCUGCUUACAACAAACAAAGAAGAGAUUCAAAAAAAGGAUGAAAUUGUACUAAUCACCCAGAGCACCCUGGAGCAUAAACCUUCAUUAGAGGAUACUAAUGAAAAAGGGGUUGAACUGCAGGAUACUAUUAUGGAAGAGGAUGGAAGUGAUAAGAUGGACCUCAUCAGUCUUUCUGACCUCAUUGUGUCUGAUGUAGAGAAAAAACCUGAGGUUGUGCUCACCACCAAAGAAGUGGAUAGAACGGAAGCCAAAUCAGUGGAAUAUGAUGUGAGCAUUCUGAGUGACCGUGUACAGCAGAAGUUAGAGUCGCAAACUUCAGGAAGUGUUUCUCAGGAACAUUGCAUAAAAUCUGAAGAAAAACCCCUCUCCUGCACAGAUGUAGACGGCAUGCUGUCCAGUCAAUCUACUGACAGUACAGGCAUAUCCAAGAAGGACCUAAAAUCAAAUACUGAACAACCCAAUUUAAUUUCUAUUGGAUGUCCUCAAGCAAAAUGUGAAGAUCACAUGAGUGAGCACCAAUAUCAGACCGAUUCCAGUCAUGACACUGGACCAGCUUCAGAAGUUGCCGUGGGCACUGUGAGUACAAAAGAUCCAAAGCUUCCUCCUGCUAUAAAUGUAUCUAGUGCAGUGGAAGGGAGCAUACCCUCUGCCAGUGCCAGUAUUCAAAGUGAUACUAAAGUGCCUAUUGUGCUCAGGCCUCCUGGCCCUAUGAUGAGUCACUGGGAGGUCAUUAAUGACUGUAAUGUUUCUCUCCUGGGAGAGGAAAUGCAAUGCAGUCAGGAAGUUAAAGCAGAGAUGAGCAGUACGAUUGUAAAAACUGAUGCUGUAUUAAAAAGAGAAGCUGUGGAGACUACAGGAGAAAAAAUAGAAAAUAAUACCAGCCUUUCCUGUAUGACUGUGUUAAUCCCUGAUAUAACUGUCAUGGCUUCUUCCGUGCAGGAUACCAAGUUAGCAUCUAAAGAAGCGGAAGGUAAUAAUUUGUCUUCAGGUAGCCUACAUGAUGAUGAAAAUACAAAUAAGAGGAUAGAUUUUGUGUUACUUGAGAACUCUAAAGAUGGAAAAUCUGAAAUGGAUGUUGAACCUGGGGCACCUGAGAAACCGUUAUGUAUUGUUCAGGAAGAGGAAACCCUAUCUGCUGCUGAAUGCUCCAAAGUAGAAAACAUGCUGUCAAGACAGUCUAGUACAGAUAUAUCUCAACAGUACAGUACAGAUAUAUCUCAACAGGACCAGAUAUCAAAUACUAUGAUCUUGGAGGAAUCUUCUCAAGCAAAACCUGUAGAGAACACAAGUGAGCUGCAAUUUCAAACAGAUUUAGGUCAUGACAGUGGAGCAGUCACGGAAGUUGCCAUGAGUGUUGUGUCUACGAAAGACCUCAAGCCACCUGAAAUAGAUGUAUCUGGCAUGGGGGAAGGGGGAGUUUCAUCUUCCAACAUUCAAAGUGAUCCUAAAGUACCUAUUGUGCUCAAGCAUCCUGGCCCUAUGAUGAGUCACUGGGAGGCCAUUAAUGACUGUAAUGUUUCUUUCUCAGAAGAGGAAGCACAAUGCAACUAUAAUAAAAUCAGCACUCUGAACAAUGGAAGUGUUGGUGCAGCAGAUAUGAGAAAUAAGACUGUGAAAACUGAUAUUGUAGAAAAAUCUGAUGCGCAUUGUGUAUCUGUGGAGACAAAGAGAGAGAAAAACGAAAAUGAUAACAGUUCUUGCUGUCUGAAUGUGUUAAUCCCAGAUAUACUAACGGAUGCUGCUUCUUCCAAGCAGGAUAUCAAGUUAGCUUCUAAAGAAAAAGUGGAUGGUCCUAACUUGGCACCAGAUAGCUUACAAAGUGAUGAAAAUGCAAAUAAGAUCCAAUCAAGCCAGUCUACUAACAAUACAGGCAUAUCACAACAGAACCAGAAAUCAAAUACUGUGAUCUUGGAGGAAUGUUUCCAAGCAAAACCUGAAGAGAACAUGAGUAAGCUGCAAUCUCAAACAGGUAUAGAACAUGACAGUGGAGCAGUCUCAGAAGCUGCUAUGAGUAUUGUGUCUACAAAAGAUCUCGAACCUCCUGAUUUGGCAGUAUAUGGCAGGAGGGAAGGGAGAAUUUCAUCUUCCAAUAUUCAAAGUGAUCCUGUAGAAACACCCAAUGAGCGUUCUAAACCUGUGCAGACAAAGAGAGAAAAAAUUGAAAAUGAUAACAGCUGUAUGAAUGUGUUAAUCCCGGCUAUAACAACUGCCAUAGCGUCUUCUGUGCAGGAUACCAAGUUAGCAUAUAGAGAAGUGAAAGGUACUAAUUUGGCACCUGGCAGCCUACAUAGUGAUAAAAAAGCAAAUAAGGGGAUUGAUUUAGUGGUACAAGAGGUCCCUGGAAAUGAAAAACCUGAAGUGGAUGUUCUAACAAGGGAACCAGGGAGACAAUUUAGUACUCAUCAUGAAUGGGAUCAAAUCACACACACAAAGGAUAUAGCAGACAUUAGUACUAUAAGACAAGCAACUGAGCAAAAUACAGAUACUCUGAUACUCAUUCCACAACACUGUGAUGAAAGCAAAUUAUAUGACAAAUGUGAUGCUAUUUCUAAGCCAAAUGCAUCAACAGCAGAUAAAGUUUACCCUUCAUUUGGCUAUGUCAGCUCUGAAUCAGAGGACAGAAUGGCUGAUAUUCAGUCCUCACCAUCUGCCUAUGCAGACCCGAAUUGCUUUGUUGAGAUAGACACCUCUAUGGCCAAGGAAUGCUGUGCGAUUGAACUUUCCACUGUGAUACCACAACACUCAAGCCCCAAACCUGCUGCCUCUGAAAUCAACCCCGUCCUAAAUCAGGUGCUAAUAGAGGAUACAGGUAGCUUCAAUAAAGAUGAUACUGUUAGAACAAAUAAAACAUAUCAAGAAAAUACUGAAGAAGAAAAUCAGGUGAUUAAGGUGGAACAACUUGAAGAACCAGAUUGUGCAAAUGAUGCUAGCCUAUUCAAAGAACAAACUACUACAGAUGAAUUUAAUGUCUCUGAAAAUGAAAUGAAGUGUGAGCAAUCAAUCAACAACUUACACACAUUGGAGGAUGGACUGUCUGGAAACCUUAAAGAAGAGAUAAACAAAAGCAAGCAAACAAACCCUUCAGAUGAACUACAAGAGAGCAAUCAAAAUUUGGAGAAAGAUGUAGAAAAAGUACAAACCAAUGUGGAACAAAGGGAGGUAACUGUGGAUCACAGAGAGACAACAGAAGAAAAAACUACAGAAACAGUGGAAAUGAGAGUUUUGGAGAGGUAUGAUGAUGUUUCACUAAAAGAACCCAAAUUUAGCUGUCCUAGUUAUGAAGCGCAGGCCAAUGGGAUUUUCGAAAGUAGAGCUGAAUCUGAGAACUCCUGUAGUAGUUUUGGGAAAUUGGAAAAUGUCAAGCUGCUGAUGGAUCAUGACAGUAUCAUUACUGAUGGUGAUGCAUGUCUUGAUGGUAAGCUAAAGCAAAGUGAACCCAGUAUCAAACCAACAGGCUUUGGAGAUGUAUCUUCUAUAAUUAAAGACAUUAAUGAAAAUAGUACAGAAGAUAGUAACCAAGAAGAACAGACAGACAAUCAAGAAAAUAAAUUCCUGCGCAUUUCAGCAGCAGCCCUUGACAAUACAGAGCUCAACACUGAGCUGAAAGAAUUGCCAGUGUCUGUCAUUGAAGCGUCACAAGAAAGUGACGGCAAACCUCACUUGGGCAAUACAAGUGAAUCACAGGUCAGUGUGGAUAAACCUGGACGUCUGGAGGAAGUCGUACCUGACCUCUGUAAAGCUGUAGAACUUGCCAGCAAUUUACCCAAACCAUGUGAGAAUUCUAGCACCUCACACCAUGAACCCAAAACAGUGGAUCAAUGUUUCAGUGCUAUCACCUUUGGCAAGAACAAGUGUACUGAGGUGUGUACUAGUGUUCAGACUGAGGCGAUGCUGCCAUCUGUUUACAGAACUCCUGUUGAGAACGUGGAGCGUGAGAGUGUUGUUGAUGUCUCUCAAGACAUGGACAAUGAAGAACUGAUAAAUAAAGCUGAAAUUCACAAUAUAGAACUCCACUGUUCACCCCUUCAGACUAAAAUCUUGGCUUUGGAGGUGGAGCAACAUAAUGAGGCAUCUUUGGAUCCCAAAUGUUCACAAAACAAAGAGUGGCAGGAUGCACUUGAUCCUGAAGCACAGCAUACUGAGUCACGAAGCUUCACAACAAGUGCAGGAACCGAAGAGGAGGCCAAAAAUAAGAAGACAGCAACAGUUAUUUCAGGAGAGGUCAAGCAGAUGGAGCACAGGAAGGAACAGAUAAGUGAAGGCAAAGAAGAGGGAAGAGAGAAUGAGACAGCAGAAGGCAGGAAACUCACAGAGAAGUCUGCAAGGCCUGAGACUAGUGCCGUAGAGUGUGAUCUUAAAGACAUAAAGGAAGGAAAUGAGAGAAAAUUGCCUCAACACAAAGAUGAGAAAUUGGGUUCCUUCACAGUGAGUGGUGGUACUGAUCUCAUAAAAUCAAGUGUCAGUGAUGGAUUCCAGACUGAACAGGAAAAAGAGUUGUCAUCAAGUCCCAAACUCACUGCUGUUGCCACGUUGUCAACCUCACAGGACCCUUCCCAGACAUUACUCAAUGCUAAUACAGACUCUGGUCAUGAGGCUGCCAAUUCCUUUAUUCAGACUAUCUAUGAAAAUGCUUCAGAAGAAUUGAAAAUGGAACAUGGCUCAAAAGUUGGAGACGUGGACUUCACUUUAUUCAGCAAAGUAGUUCAGAAGGAAACAGCUGAUGGCAAUGAAUACACUCAACAAGUAUCAACAGAUGAAAACAGGUCAGUUACUAUGAAGACUAGUGCUUUAUUGGAGGAGGAUGUUUCAGAGAGCCCAGGUGCAGCUGUUAGUCCUGUAAUAGAACUGAAUCAAAAAACAGCCAACACAGAAGAAUCAUGUGAGUGUUCAGACUGGCUCAGAGCACUGAAAGAGGCGGCCUCUAUAUCUCAGACUCAACAGAAAUAUAAGCUUGAGACGCCUUGUGGAUCUGCAGAUAACAGACCUUUUGAGACUCUUGACAAACCUCAGGCUGAACUAGAGUCUCAUUCCCCUACUAUAGACAGUGACUCUGUAGUAAAGGAGCAGCCAGAGGAACCACCUGACAGCAGGCCAUUGCUGUCAGAAUCAGCUGAUGGGAGUGAGUCUGUCUUUUCCUUCCCCGCACCCCCAGAGGAGGACACAUUACUGCCAGCUCUCCCUGCUCACCUGUUCUGUGAUAGCUCUGAAUUCCCCACUCCACCACCCACACCCCCAGAGAGCGCUCUUCUAGAGCUCGAACCUGAGACUGCACCCCCUAUUUCUCCCUCUGACCCGGAUCAGGUCCCAAACGCUGCAGAAGUCCUUCCUCAGCUUCAGCACAACCAGGACACAAGUCCUCCAGCCAGGAGCUCAGACUCUGAUGGCACGUUUGAGACUCCUGAAUCCACCACCCCAGUGAAGACCGCGGCCCCUCCACUUCCCUCAGACAAGCAGCCGGAGCCUAUCACAGUCACACAGCCCCUGAUCCCCACAGACACAGACUCCUGUCCUCUGCCUGCCUCUACAGUAGAUGACUGUGCUAGUGAGGUGCUAGAUACUCCUUCUUUCCAUCCUCCCAGUCGCUCUGCCUCUACUGUCUUUGAUGAAGACAAGCCCAUUGCAAGCAGUGGCACCUACAACAUCGAACACAUCCUUACCACUGAGUCCAUCUCAGCACCAGCAUUUGAUUCGGGCUCAUCAGGGCUAGAAAGUCGUACACCCCUAACCCGCUCACUCAGCUUCCAGUCUGGGGAUUUAGACAGCGCUAGUCCUGGAGAAAGACCUGCAGAGGGAGCCUCUAACAGAUCCACUCAUCCUCGUUCGGAAUCUUUCAGUGUAGGCACAGAGAGCGCCCCUGGGACUCUACGACGGGUCAAAAAGCCUCGACCAGGCUCUUUGAAGAAAAAACCUCUUUCCAGGCAGAACUCAAACCCUGAGAGUGCCACUUCCAGAACUGUCUCAUCCAGCAGUACCCCAGAGGUGAAGAAGAAAGGGAAGCCUCUUGCAGAUGGUCCUCUACAAACACAAGAGGAGAAAGAGUGUCCCUCGGCCUCUCCCAGCUCAAGCCCUGCUGGCACCCUCAGGCGGACCAGAAUCAAGUCUCGAGUAGAGAGUCCUCCACCUGUAGAGGAGGAGAGUAGCCUUGCUGAAGCACCAGUGGCUGCAAAAGCACAGGAAGAGAUUUUGUCGGUUCCUGAAGAGGUCUCCCCCAUCCCUCCCAGUGCCACUUACAAAUGGGACCCAGAUAACUUUGAAAACAUUGACCCCUUUUGCACAGGCGGCAGUAAGCUUGCCAACUCUCCUGUCUUGGGUAGGAAACCUGAUUUUAUCCCUACCCCUGACCCCACCCCUAUUCCUACAGAGGAGCCCCCUGCUGCUCCUGCACCUCCCUCAGAGAAAACCUUCAGCAUUGAGGAGCAGCCAAUCACCAAGCGGCAGUCAGUCAGACUGGAGUUUGAUUACUCAGAGGAGAGUGGAGAUACACUACAGGACAUUCCUCUGCCUCCCAAAAAACUGGGCAAGAAGCAAGGGGGCAAGAUGCCUCUUAGAAAACCAAAGCUGGGGAUUAAGAAGGCCCCCCCACAACCUGAGCAGUUAGACAACACACCUGCUGCAGUCCAUUUAAAUGACAAUGAUGACAUUCCUAUUCCUAAGACAUCCUACAACAGUGAUCCUAGCAAAUGGGAUGAUCAUAAUUUUAACCCUUUCUCUGCAGGGAAAGGCAUCCCUAACUCCCCUCCCAAGUCCAGGGCAAGCUACAACUUUGAUCCCAACUCGUUUGAUGACUCCAUUGACCCUUUCAAGCCAUCCACCCAGAUGGGAAAUUCACCUCCAAAAGUGGCAUCUUUAGAAGUGUCCAGCAAUGACAAUGAAAAUGACAAUGACAAUGUUGAUGAGCUGGAGGAUCGAAAUCAGAAUAAGCCAGCCAAAAACAAGAAAAAGCCCCUCAAAUCUAACACAUUUAGAGUGAAGAAGUCACCAAAGAGGUCACCUCUAUCUGAACAGGUUGCACAGGACUCCUCUGGUGAUGCCAUGCCUGAUCACCUUCAGGACCAUGCCACAGAUGAAGAGAAAUUGGCCUCCUCUACCAAUCAGAAAUGGGCAGCUCGGCAUGACUUGCAAGUGGAGUUGACGUCUGACGUCCAGGACUUUCCUCAGCCUUCUGACCUCACUGCCUUCGUCAAUGAGAGCAGCUUACCAGCACAGAGCCAUGACUAUGAGAUUGAAUACAUGGAGAAGAUUGGAACUUCCACUCCACCUUUGUCAGUGAAAAAGCCAUCCCUCUACCUAAAUCUGGAUUCAGUGACAGACAGUACAAACCAGGGAUCCAGUAUACACCACUCAGGACCCAACUCCCCCUGUACUGGGAGUUUUGAGGAAAUGGAAGCUAAGAUCUCAGUGGAGGGAAAAUCACCUGUGCUAUCAUCUUGUGGAGCCCCAGAGCCUCUAACACUGGAGAAGAGCAAAAAGAGGGAAGUCCAUUCCCAGAGCUGGACACAAAGCAGUGAGAGAGAUGGAAUGUCCCCCUCUCAAGGCCCUGGGGAGCCCGCAGAUCUGUCCCUCUUAGACAGGCUGAGUGAGUCAGCCACCCCUCUCAGCUACCUGGAACCUGACCUGGCAGAGACCAACCCCACUGCCUUCGCCCACAAACUGCAGGAAGAGCUAGUCCUCGCAGCUCUGAGGAUUGAGGCUCUGCAGGUAGCCCAAAACAUCUCUCAGAGCCCUUCUCUAUCCACUGUUUCCCCUCAGUCUCGGCUCAAGAAACCCAGCCCACGCCGCUGGAAUCUCGACCGUUCAUCCACAGCUAAAGAGAGAGAGCUGGCCUCCCCUGGAGACAGUGGUGUGUCCAAAAGCUCCUUAUACUCCCGGACGGGAUACAGUGAAGCUGAAAGCCCUUAUCUCCCCCAGGAUAUGGACCAUUCACUGGGCAUAGCGAGAGAAGAGAUUGUUGCCAAGGAAAAAGAAGUGCUGGAAUGGCAGAGAAAGUAUGAGGACAGUCAACAGGAACUUGAAGAGAUGAAGAGAAUAGUUACAGAGUAUGAGAAAACCAUUGCACAAAUGAUUGAGGAUGAGCAGAGGGAGAAGUCUCUGUCCCAUCACACCAUCCAACAGCUCAUUCUGGAAAAGGACCAGGCACUGGCUGAUCUCAAUUCAGUGGAGAAGUCUCUGGCUGAUCUGUUCCGCCGCUAUGAGAAAAUGAAAGAUGUUCUAGAAGGUUUUCGUAAGAAUGAGGAUGUACUGAAGAAAUGUGCACAGGAGUAUCUGUCUCGAGUGCGCAAAGAGGAGCAGCGCUACCAGGCCCUGAAAAUUCAUGCCGAGGAGAAACUGGAUAAGGCGAAUGCAGAAAUUGCUCAAGUGCGUGCCAAAUCUAAGCAGGAGCAAGCAGCGUACCAGGCCAGUCUGAGGAAAGAACAGAUGAAGGUGGAUUCCCUGGAGCGUACACUAGAUCAGAAGAACAAAGAGAUCGAAGAAUUGACCAAGAUCUGUGAUGAGCUGAUUGCUAAAAUGGGGAAGAGCUAGCUGACUGUCACAUGGUCCUUGUCCACAUAGGACAAUAUAUGAACUGAAAGAGAGUUGUAAAAAACCAUUGUCCUAUUGACUGCUGGACAGAACCACAGACUGUCCCCAAAAUCUUAAACACUACUGACACUCCUCAAGAAAUGGGGCCCCUGUUGACGAGGAGGACACUCUGGUCACUCUAUCAUACCACUGUAACUACUUACCGAGCAUUUUGAUGUUUUGAUGUACACCAAUUUACCUGUAAUAGGGGUCUUGUGGCUAUGUUCGAGAUGUAUUCCCCAUCAGUACAGAAAUUUUAUGAGAGUGUGUGUACGUCUGAAAGAGAGAGAGAAUGAGAGAGCGAGAAAGAGAGAGAGUGAGGAUGAGUUUAACUGCUACGAUGCCAUGACAGCCACUGAUGGAGCUGACUGUUAAGUUAAUUUCUGUGGUAACCUCUUUGAACUUGAAAUCACAAGUGAGAAGAAAGACAUGUCUAUAUAUAUAUAAUUAUGAAACGAUUAUAAAUAUGCAUGUGUUAAUUUCAUUUGUUUUUGUGAAUAUGAGCUGAAUAUAGCAUAGGAACACGAAUGCAGGUUUUGAUAUGGUUUAAUCAGCUUCCUCAUGUAUCUUUGUAGAUACUCCCUAGUUUUGUUGCCUCUUAGCAAAACCGAUGUGCAAUUGUAUUUUUUUGAAUUUCAUUUUAAUAUGUUAGUAAGCAUUUUAAUAUGUUAAUAACGUCCUCUGUCUCUGGUACUAAAAUAGCUCAAUUCAUUUGAAUAGGAUUGUCUCAGUCCUGCUCUGGUUGAUGUGACACAGUAGAUGUUCCCUUAAAAAGGAGCUCUACUUGGCUACACAGCACCUGCUUACAAAGUGCAAUAAAAGAAGGCAAUAAAC